Silurus meridionalis is the source of this 2302-nucleotide messenger RNA. It is a transcript of the gene taf5l, whose product is annotated as TAF5-like RNA polymerase II, p300/CBP-associated factor (PCAF)-associated factor. Gene Ontology annotation, molecular function: protein binding; transcription coactivator activity. Gene Ontology annotation, cellular component: nuclear protein-containing complex; histone acetyltransferase complex. The coding region runs from base 154 to 1968 and encodes 604 amino acids. Lineage: Eukaryota; Metazoa; Chordata; Actinopteri; Siluriformes; Siluridae. The transcript has 8 exons. Gene Ontology annotation, biological process: regulation of DNA-templated transcription. The record is from RefSeq and is a predicted model, not a curated record.
GGCUUCACGCGGGACCGGAAGUGGGAAGCCGGUAGUCAUGGCGCCUAUAAUUGGCGCCUCGUAUUAGCCGUGUUAACUUCAACACGUUUUUUAUACUGUUUUCCAUCAGUUUGUUUUUUCUCUUUGGCCUCAGCGGGAGACGCGGACAGAGUGAUGAAGCGCGGCCGGACGGAGCAGAUCCAGCACGCCGUGGCGCUGUACCUGAAGAGACGCCAGUAUGCCGACGUGGACGGUUCGCUGAAAGGGACCAAGUUGUCUCAAUCUACAGAGGAUAUGGCAGCGCACCUCAUGGUUCAGACAGAGUCCAGCUGCGGGAACGUGGUUUCUGCAGCUCCGUGCCAGUCAGACCCUCAGCAGUACGAGACUCAGUUCUCCAGGUUACGCAGCUUCCUGCUGGAGGCCGAGGUGCCAUUGGGCAGGGAGGCGAGCGCCAUACUUUUCCCUCUCUUUAUCUACUUGCACCUGGACAUGGCGCGCUGUGGCCUGAAGGGGGCGGUAGACUCCUUCUUCAGCCGCUUCCACUCCUCUUUCCAGCAGGAGGCCGAGCAGAGAGCCAUGGUGGAGCAUCUCAGAGGAAUCGUCACUCCGCAGGACGUGGCCUCCAACUCCAAACUGAGCUCUCUGUUGGAGCACAAGUACGUGGUGCAGCUGACCGAUGAGGCCUACACCUACUUAUUGCGCUACCUCCAGAGUGACGACAAUAGCGCCCUCUGCAGGGUGCUCAGCACACACCUACAGGUGGAAGUUUCUGCUGUGCGCCGCACCGACUACCAGCUCAACGGGACGGGGCUGACGACAGGAAACUCCACUUCCACUUCCUGUUCCAGCGGGUGGUUGGGCGUGGACGGGUCAGACGGGGCAGAGUCGGUGGAUGUCCCGGCAGGGUUACCGCCUCAGAAUGAGGCCGCCCUGGAGGCACUCCAGGACAGCAUCAGGCGGGUUCGCGAGGGUCCUCCGUCCCUCACCACCGUCUGCUUCUACGCCUUCGAAAACACUGAGCAGCUUCUGAAUGCUGCAGAGGUGUCGCCCGAUAGCCGCCUGCUGGCUGCUGCCUUCGACAGCUCUGCCCUCAAGCUGUGGAGCCUCCGAGCCCGAAAGCUGAAGGCAGGACCUUGUAGGGCCAACGUGUCUAAAAUACGCCUCGCCUGCGACCUUGUGGAGGAGGAGACGGAGGAGGAGGAGUCGGGCAGCGAGAUGAAGACCCUGCGCGGCCACAGCGGCCCCGUGUACGGCGCGACGUUCCUGCACGACUCCGCGGGUCUGCUCUCGUGCUCGGAGGACUGCACCGUGCGCUUUUGGGAGCUUCGCGGUUUCAGCAACGCUGCCGUAUACCGAGGACACGCCUACCCCGUGUGGGACAUCGCGGCGAGUCCGUGCGGCCUGUACUUCUGCACAGCGUCGCGCGACACCACGGCUCGUCUCUGGACUCCGGCCCGUGCUCACCCGCUGCGACUUUACGCCGGACACCUGGCCGACGUCGACUGCGUGCGCUUCCAUCCCAACUCCAGCUACAUCGCUACAGGCUCCACCGACAGGACCGUCCGUCUCUGGAGCACGCAACACGGGGGAUCAGUACGCCUGCUAACCGGACACCGGGGUCCCGUACUGGCCCUCGCCUUCUCACCUGAUGGCAGGUAUCUGGUGUCUGCAGGUGAGGACCAGCGGUUGCGUUUGUGGGACUUGGCAGCAGGUGGUGUCCUAAAGGAGCUGCGUGGACACACGGGUGCCAUCACCAGCCUGGCGUUCAGCCCGGACAGCUCCCUUAUUGCCUCAGCAGCUCUGGAUAACUCGGUGCGGGUCUGGGACGUACGGAACGCCGGGGGCGGGGGGGCGGUGCCUCCGGACGGCUCCAGCCCCGAGCUGGUCGGAGUUUACAUGGGCGAGACAAGCAGCGUCCUUAACGUCCAGUUCACCGCCUGCAAUCUGCUGCUGGUCACCGGGACAGCGCAGGAGAAACAGGAGCAGUGAGAGCGAGACCCGGACGAUCUCAGCCUUGCACUAAAUAGUCCCCACUCACGUCUCCAUGUUUAUCCGAUGGAGCGAUCGGUCUUUCCUUUAUCAGACUCAUGUUUCUUUCAAGCAGCUAUUUGUAACUUCUCAUUUGAAACUCUGAAUUUGUGUUGUUUCAGUUCCUGUUUUCUGAAAUUUUUCAAGCUAUUUUUUGUAUCGAUGUUAUAAUAUGUAUGUAUAUAUUAUUAUAGGAGCGCAUACGAAUUAGUUUAAAUCCUGCUCAGAGACAUUUGCUAAAUAGACGACACACAACGUCUCAGAAUAAAGAAUAAACUCUGCAGUUUACCCGUAA